Torulaspora globosa is the source of this 363-nucleotide messenger RNA. It is a transcript of the gene CDC26, whose product is annotated as anaphase promoting complex subunit CDC26. Bases 1 to 363 code for a protein of 120 amino acids. The transcript has a single exon. Gene Ontology annotation, biological process: anaphase-promoting complex-dependent catabolic process. The record is from RefSeq and is a predicted model, not a curated record. Gene Ontology annotation, cellular component: anaphase-promoting complex. NCBI's taxonomy places the organism in Eukaryota, Fungi, Ascomycota, Saccharomycetes, Saccharomycetales, Saccharomycetaceae.
AUGUUGAGGAGACCACCAACCACAUUGCAAUUAUCGCAGGACGAUGUUGCUGAACUGAUAGCUGAAUUGGAAGAGGAAAAACUGCAGCUACGAAUUCAAUCACAACGAAAGAACCUGACACGAUCGUCUGCUAGAUCGGAGCCCCAUACUGCUGAAGACAGGAAGCUGACUGAGCCCGCUAGCAUAGAUUCUUCGUUUCAGAUAAGCCCCUUGGAUGGCAAGAGGCUUCAGCUGGACCCGACCGAUGGAGCGCCCUCUGCUUCUGUGAACUGGGCAAAUCGCCAGAAUGCAAGUAUGACUCCGGGGGCAAAUGGUUCGAAUGUUGAGGGGAACCCAUUUUUCAAUGGUCAAAAUAGAACAUAG